AUGGCAACAGUCGUCUAUAACUAUUUCAGCGAGAAUUUUGGAUAUGUCAACAAUCAUAAUGAUGUUCAAUACCAAAGAAGAUAUGAAAGCUUUUCAACUAAAGAUUUGAAAAAAUCAUUAAAGAAAUUAAAAUUAGAAAACGGAGAUAUCUUGGAGAUCAAGUUUGUCGCAAAGAAACUGCGCAACCUUCUUAAUAAGUCUAAUACUACGGACCCAAAUAACACUGAUAGUCAUGCGUCUGCAAAUAUUGAUCACGACAGUCUGAUUG
Molecule: messenger RNA, 268 nt
Organism: Paramuricea clavata
Lineage: Eukaryota; Metazoa; Cnidaria; Anthozoa; Malacalcyonacea; Plexauridae
Source: the annotation of a GenBank genome assembly